Molecule: messenger RNA, 4052 nt
Organism: Castor canadensis (American beaver)
Lineage: Eukaryota; Metazoa; Chordata; Mammalia; Rodentia; Castoridae
Gene: St6galnac4
Product: ST6 N-acetylgalactosaminide alpha-2,6-sialyltransferase 4
Biological process (GO): oligosaccharide metabolic process; ganglioside biosynthetic process
Molecular function (GO): alpha-N-acetylgalactosaminide alpha-2,6-sialyltransferase activity
Source: RefSeq, a predicted model, not a curated record
CUUGCAACCUCAAGAAGCUGAGGCCGCGGCGCCGCCUCCGCCCCGAGGCUCCGGCUUCGAUCCCGGCUCGCCCGGCCCGCGGGACAUGGAGCUCCGAGCAGCGGAUCGUGAGCCUCCGGCACGCCCUGCCUCGUCCACCUGGUGCCCAGCUCACACCCCUUUCCAUCCCAAGUCCUGGGGACAGCAGUCUCCUGACUGCUGAGGGCCGGCGACAGCAUGAAGGCUCGGGGUCGCCUUCUGCUCAUUGUGCUAUGCUCCUUGGCCUUCUCUGCCGUCUACAUCCUCCUGUGCUGCUGGGCCUGCCUGCCCCUCUGCCUGGCGACCUGCCUGGACCGCCAUCUUCCUGUGGGCUCCAACCCCACUGUGCCAGGCCCCCUGCACUUCAGUGGAUACAGCAGUGUGCCGGAUGGAAAGCCGCUCAUCCGUGAACCAUGCCACAGCUGUGCCGUGGUGUCCAGCUCCGGCCAGAUGCUGGGCUCGGGUCUGGGUGCCCAGAUCGACAGUGCUGAAUGUGUACUACGUAUGAACCAGGCGCCCACUGUGGGCUUUGAGGCGGACGUGGGCCAGCGGAGCACUCUGCGUGUCAUCUCGCACACGAGCGUGCCGCUGCUGCUCCGCAACUACUCACACUACUUCCAGCAGGCCCGAGACACGCUCUAUGUGGUGUGGGGCCAGGGCAGGCACAUGGACCGGGUUCUGGGCGGCCGGACCUACCGCACGCUGCUGCAGCUCACCCAGAUGUACCCUGGCCUGCAGGUGUACACCUUUACCGAGCGCAUGAUGGCCUACUGUGACCAGAUCUUCCAGGAUGAGACAGGCAAGAACCGGAGGCAGUCGGGCUCCUUCCUGAGCACUGGCUGGUUUACCAUGAUUCUGGCCCUGGAGCUGUGCGAGGAGAUCGUGGUGUACGGGAUGGUCAGCGACAGCUACUGCAGGGAGAAGAGCCACCCCUCUGUGCCUUACCACUACUUUGAGAAGGGCCGGCUAGACGAGUGCCAGAUGUACCUGGCACAUGAGCGGGCACCCCGUAGUGCCCACCGCUUCAUCACUGAGAAGGCUGUGUUCUCCCGCUGGGCCAAGAAGAGACCCAUUGUGUUCGCCCACCCAUCCUGGAGGGUCAAGUAGCCCCUGUGACCUGCAGCUGGCAUUCCUCCGUGGGCCACCGCACUCUACCAAGAGCAUUUAAUUUAUGACUUUUACCUCCUGCGACAUGCCAGGGCAACCUAGGGUUCCUUCCUGCCCCUCCCUGGGGUUAUUUGGAGCAGUCUCUAGCCUCAUGGCUUGAGAGGGAGUGGAGGAGGUGCCCUUGUCUCCACUCCUGCUCCCUGAAGAAUCCAUAUCUUCAUUUUGGGGUUCAUCCCAACACCAGGUCUUUCAAGUGGCCUUUGCCCUGGGCUGAUGGCCCUGCACUCACCAGCAUCUUGACCUUAGGCCAGUCCUGAUCCUUCUACCUACCCCCACCUCCUUUGGUGCCAUAUUCUCAAUCUGUUGCCCUGCUUCCGGCAGCCUGGGGCCCAGGGUUUGCUGGACAGAGGGCCUUUGUGUCUUUAGACAGGGCCAUCUUAGGAGUGUACGGGUAAACGUAUGUUUUCUGGACACUGUCUAGCGUGGUCAUGGGUCUGGGGCGGGGAUUGAGACUUCUUUCCCUGACACAGUUCUGUAACCUGCUGACUGGAGGGCAGGCCAAGCCCUGUGGCCCUUCCCAGGCCUAAAUUAGCAGGCUAGGCUUUAGCAUUUCAUCUGCCAGUGCCUAUCUGCCCCAUUGCUGGUGGUACCUCCCCAGCCCCUUCCCCACCAGGCCAGGAAAGCGGCUCCAGGUCCAGGCUUCUCUGGGACCUUUGCUCUGUGCUUUUGGGACCCCAGCCUAGGACCUGGAAGGACUGCAGGUGGGAAGGAAAUUCCACCCCUUGUCUGGGUGGGAAGGAAAUUCCACCCUGUGUCCCUUUCCUGGCCAUGGGUCAAAUUCCAAAGACUUAGCCAGUUAAAUUUCUAUUAACUCUGGACUUGGUCCCUUUCCAAGACAGGAAGGUGGAGGGCAGCCCUGGGUGGGUGCUGUGGUGGUGGGGGGGGUGUUGACUGGAGGUGAGUCAGCCCUGAACCAGGCCCCAGGAGGAUGCCUGUCCGUUUGUGAGCAUCUCUUUCCUCACCUGUGCAGUGGAAAAACAGACUCACCACCCCACUGCAUAUGAGGUUGCGGAGCUUCACAGAGGAAGCAGGCAAUGUGGCAGAGUCCAGGUGGUUGCCAGGCAGCAUGGGGUGGCUGAGCUAGGAGGCAAUCAGGCCGAGAGCUGAUUAGCCCUGCCACCCCCCCUUCAUUGGGAGACUAAAGGUAGAGCCUUGGGGUCUAGUACUCAGUCCCAGGGGUCAGUGUGCUUUUGUGUGACCUGUGCAGUCACCUGAGCUCAGCUUAAUCUCUGUUGUCACCAACUUGAAAUUCUUCAUAAUUUUUUUUUUUCUAACAAGAAGCUUCACAUUUUCACUUUGCACUGGACCCUAAAAAUGUGUGACGCCCUGUGCUAAAGGCUCUGAGUGACCUGGUGCCCUCUCACUCUUGCCCUUGGCUUCUCAGGAGAGCCUGGAGACUUGGCACCUGGCCUACAGCACUGCCUCCCCAUCGAGUACCAGGCAGCCCAGAAGGUUUUGAAUGAGUGGGAGGGGGAGAAGAGCCCUGAGCUGGGGGAGCAGGCUGGCAGCCAAACCACAUCCGCUGGCCUGGCAGUGACCAGGGUCUCUGACAGGAAUUUAUUAGAGGUAAGGGUGGGGUGGGGGCUGAGAGAGAGGAACCUGGAGUCAGACAUAGCCUCAUUCUGGCUUCACUUCCUGCUGGGGGACCCUGGGAAAUUAGUGCCUUCCCUGGGCUUCAGUUUCCUCACCUAUUAAGGUAUUAAUAUAGUCCCUACCUCACAGGCUUGUAUGAGUUGAGAUGUUAGACUACCUCUGGGGUUUGUCAAGUUGACACUUCACACAAGGGGACCAGCAUUUUAAAUAGGGUUGGCCUUCAGCUGACCCUGCUCUGCCUUGGUAUAGGUGGACAGCAGGCUGUCCAUCCCAUUAACUGCCUCCCUGCUCAUGACCUCGACCUGAAUGUCCAAGGCCCAGGCUUCUGUGGGUCCUGGUGGCACUCAGCCUCAGAGAGGCUGUGUCCUAUUCCUCCUCUUUGCCCCUAGGAAAUGCUGGCCUGGCCCUUGGACCCAGAGCACAGAGGCUUCUCUGUCUUGGCCCUGCCCUUGGGUGGGGUGUUUAUACUGCGGGCUGGCCCAGUUAUCUUCCUGGCUUGGUAGCCUGCAGGAUAGGUUCAGCAGCCACUUUCUCCAGGCCUCUGGAGAUGCCCCCAUACAGGCCUGCUGGCUGGUUCCAGGACUGCUGAAGACUCUCCUGACAAUGAGACCGAGGAUCCCCCUCUUUGGGCACGGCAUGCCCUGUGGCUGCUGGAAGGUGAGUGGGGGGCAGGAACCAUCCCACAUUUCUGAGGAGUAAGGGUGCACCUCGGUCGUGUAGUCCCUCUUUGGGCCUGUUUUCCUGUCCACACCUUGGUUCUUUUGUCCCUCAUCUUGCUGGGGACCAACCCACCCAUCCAACCUCCACUUGAGGCUGGAGGGAGGGGCCAGGUAAGCCUCACAGUAUGAGGUACCCUGGGGCUUCUUCCUUAGAGGGGCCUAGGGCCAGGCUGGGAGCUUAUGCUCCAACUUCAUCUACCCAGGUGAGGAAAGGGACACUAGGCCUAGGGACAUCUGUGUCCAGCUCCUGGCUGGGAAGACUCAGGUCCUGGUCUUCAGGCACUUCCUGGGAGCAGCUCCUUGUCCAGGCCCUCACCUGCCAGCCACUCCCUCUGGCUUCUCCCUGGCCUUUCUUCUCCAGAGGCUGAAAGGCAAGAAUCCUUAGGCCGGGUUUUCCCUGCUGAGCUCAGUGUAGUUACCCUCUGGGGAGUCUAGGGAAAACCCUGUCCUACCUCUCAGAGCCUUGGUUUUAGUUGCUUUCUUUCUUAUUUUGGUAGGAGUGGGAUUUGAACUCAGGACUUUGCACUUGCAAAGGCAGGCAUUCUACUUCUUGGA